This is a messenger RNA of Quercus robur (English oak), 1569 nucleotides long. RefSeq lists its product as uncharacterized. The record is from RefSeq and is a predicted model, not a curated record. Lineage: Eukaryota; Viridiplantae; Streptophyta; Magnoliopsida; Fagales; Fagaceae. The transcript is spliced from 3 exons. Bases 27 to 1166 code for a protein of 379 amino acids.
CUCACUAUCACAAACAUAAUCUACUUAUGCAGAUUGUAUGGGAGCCGUACACGCAUACGCUAGGCUCCCUACCUGCGUAUUGCACUGCUGGGCAGCAUAUUUGGAGGGCCGAGGUGCCGUUGAUAUUCUUUUGGAUAGUGGAGUGGCAUCAUCCUGAGCGAGUCCUCCGUCAGUUUGGGAUGAAGCAACCAGUUCCAAGUGUCGUGGAUACGUCGACUACCCUUCACAAGAUAUCCCUUCAGGGUAAAUGGGAGAAGAACUGGGAGGUAGAACAUGAUCCCUUUAUUCGGCAAUGGGCCAACCGAGUGAAUGUAGUUCGCGGGUCCGAUCUCCUAGACGAUGAUGAUACGUAUCUCGUUGAGUACAUGAUGUGGUACAAUCGCCACACAAGGCGGUACAUAACACCAGAGUCUGCGUAUUGGGAACUCAUGGUUCGGACGAUGAUUAGGUCUAUACCGAGGUGCGAUGAAGGUUCUGACAUGCACACUGACCUUACAUUUACACUAGAGCUUGUGGAGGAGCUAGGCCGACUUAAAUUGGCGAAUGCGCUUGCAGAAGCAGUUGACAUUGAUAGACAGGCCCCAGUUCGUGGCGGGCAACGUGGUGGGUCUCGUGGGGGUGGACAUCGUGGAGGUGGUCAAGCUGGUCGCAGCCGUACGACUGAGUCGGCUCCCAUCUACGAGGAAGGGAAUGAGGAGGGUGUAGAAGAGGCAUGGCUUGGCACUGAUUGGGUACUGUCUGAUGACGACGGCAGGACACCGCGAUGCACGCCUGGCGAUGGUGCUGGGCCAUCCCAUAGCGUCGAUCAUCAGGGCACUGUUCCAGCCCACACUACAUCCCAUGGUGCUAGCACGGACUUUGAGGGCCCUCCUCGUAUGUCGCCCCCAGUUUUCAGUGGAUCUGCCCAUGAUGGUGGAUGCAUAUUUGUCCCCACACCAGGCAUGCCCACCCCACCUCUAGUGCAAGUGGACCCCACCAUGUCAGCUCCAUCUCAAACCGCCCACGGAGAGGCUGUACAGAUUGAGCAGAUACCGGCUGAGGACAUUGAGCCGGUGGAGGCUUUGCGGAGAUCGCGACGCCCGCGUGCGCAUGCUCCCGAUUGCGGGACCGGUGAUGGUAAGAUUAGACCUGUCAGGGCAUAUGGGCGGAAACGAAAAGAUCAUUAAAUGCCUUAGUGUAUGCUUAUACUUCCUGCCUAUAGGUGACUGCAUAGUUACGUUUCACUUUUCUUCUAAAGUCGUAUUUUUUUUUUUAGACCUAACUGCAAUGGUGGACACGAAAAGGCCAUUGAGCUGGAUUGUCCUUGUGUGCUUAUUCUUCAUGUGUAUAGGUGACUGGAAUAAGCAUGCAAAAUGUUCUACUAAUUGGGGAGAAUCUUGGUGGCUGUGCAUCUAUUUCUGGAUCAUUGCUUGGGGAGAAUACUGGCUGUCAAUGUGUUUGUUGUCAAGAAAUUGAUAUUUUGGAGAAAACCCAUAAGGCGUAUUGUAUUUAUUGAUGUAUUAGGAAGUUUUUCUGCACUUGGAGUUUUGAUUGCAAUUUGACAAAUGUCUGGAUUGGUAUUCAUUUGAA